AUGAGCCAGUUUACUAUGCCAGUUUAUGAGACGAUUGUUCAUUCAAUCGUCCAUCUAUUUGUAGAAUCGCAACAAUGGCCGAUAUCAAUCAUUGGCCAAGACAAUUCAACAACAAUGUUCGGUAACACCUGCAGUAAUUGCUCUAUUUGGUCGGUCGUUCAACAAUCUACGACACGUUUAGUUGAUCGAUGGUUUGCUAAUCGCCGUCGUAAAGAAACCAAGCAACGUCUUAAAACCGAUUGCACCGAUUCACCGCGUUUAAUAAAUUCCAACGAUCCUUCAUCAAAACACCAUCGUUGGUCACCAAUAUCCAACAGCAAUUCUAAUAAUAGUAUUUAUGGUUUUAUUAUUAUAAUAGUUAUUAUUUCAAAUGAAAUAGUUCAAUUAUUUUAUGUUGGCAGACGUGUUUUGGUAGUUUGGAUGGAUGUUCAGCCGCGAAGUCGAUUUUUACGAAAUACUAAUGCGCAGCGUCGUGAAACAGAGAUAAUCGGUCAUCGCCAACAGGAAAGACAGCAUCAAAAUAUGAUAAUUGAUACAACGAUGCAUAAUUCCGAUGGUGUUAAAACUGAAUUUAAUUUACAAAAGGCCAGUGAAAGUUUAUUACUAUCAAAAAGCGAUUUAACAACGUCAACAUCUCCCUAUCAUGUUUCGAAUGGUAUUCAACAGGUCCCGGAGAUAGCGCAUUCAUUAUUGUCACCGUCAUCAACACCAGAUCAAAUAAGGCAAGCUCAAUUAACGAUGGAUUCAAAGAUGUGCAUACCGAAUGCAGCUACAGCAGCAGCAGCUGCUGCUGCUGCCUCUAACCUGUUUGAUUCAUCACGAUGGCCCGCUGCUGCAUUUCCGUCAACUUCAGCUGCUGCUGCUGCUGCUGCGUCACUUGCUGCAUUUGCUCAUCCAUCCAAUCAGUAUUUGCUGGCAGCACUUGGUCUGCAAAAUGCACAACAAUUAGCGAAUAGUUUGGACGGAAAUCUCUCAGCGAUUUUGCCGUAUCUUCAAUUUCAGGCACAACAGGCAUUAGUUGCACAUCAGCUUGCUGCUGUGCAUCAAGCAUCAGCGCUUCAUCAACAUUUGGGUGCAGCACUUGCUUCGUCUUUCUUGCCUCAGCAACAGCAACAGCAGCAACAGCAGCGGCAACAACAACAGCAAAUUCCACAACAGUGGUUAUCACCACCACCAAGUACUGCUUCAGUGCAAGAGCCGACACCAUCACCAGUUUUAACAACUAGCGAUGAACAACAGCAACGUACUUCGCCGCCACCAGAUGCUUGGUCGACAUCUUCGGAUGCUGAUGCUUGUAGCGCUUCAAAUACUCCACUGUUUAGUGAUUCUUCUCUACUUUUGGAUGUAAAUAUUAUUUUUGAUUUUUUAAUUCGUGAACGACGUGAUCUUAGCGAGAAAGAAAGUCUCGCUGUAGCCGUGCUUGCUGGUAUGGCUGGUGUUGGGCGAACUUAA
Messenger RNA from Dracunculus medinensis (Guinea worm), 1452 nucleotides. NCBI's taxonomy places the organism in Eukaryota, Metazoa, Nematoda, Chromadorea, Rhabditida, Dracunculidae. The record is from the annotation of a GenBank genome assembly.